AUGGCAUCUUCAACCAAUUCCGACUUCAACCCAUUCGCAUGGAUGAUAUGCCCGCCCAAGUUGGAAGCUGAGGUAUACACUUACAUGUAUGUUUGCAAGUAUAACGGCAAAAUAUUCAACAUUUUGUUGUCUCCCAACCCUCCCCUCGGCUACGAUACUAUGAACUCUAUCGAAAUUCAAUACCUUCAAAGACUGGAGGAAGUUGACUCCUGCGAAGGUGAUGACGAGGAAGAUGUUGAGAGGAUGAUGGACGAAUCGGACAGAGUGUCAGCAGAGGUUGAAAUCGCUGUUCUCAAGGCAUCUCAAUCAUUAAUGCAAGCUCUUGCUCCAGAGACACAAGACGAGACUCAGAUUAAGCCGCUGCGUUCGUGGAUGUACCCCGAAAUCAUCGACUUGCAAAUCGUCACCAAAGACGGGAAACUUGUGGCCGUCAAACGGGAUGAUGCACCAACCCUCGAUUUUCACCCUCCCAUCACAGACCCUCACAUAAUCGGUAUCAGUGUCCCUCAUCAUCAAGUCUCCGAAAUUCAAGUUCUUGCCGAGCUAUUUCCAUACGUUUACAAAGUUCUCGUCAAUGGCCAGAUUAUGUGUGCGAAAGUGACUCGAAACGCCGUACAUGAUUCGAUGUCUGAUGAAGUCAAGAAGCUCUCUCAGAUUCAAACAACAAAUUUUGGUGCAUUUGUCAGGGUCCCACAACUUCAGGCACUCAUCGUAUCGCACACUGGCAUUGUAGGAUUUCUAAUCGACUACAUUGCAUCACUUGGCUACCACCUCGAAGAUGCUUUGCGCUGUGCGAAAGCCACAAGCGGCACCUUGGUCAAAGAAGGAAAUGGACCGCCGCUACCAGAAAUCACCAUUAGCAAGGCACAAAAAGAGAAAUGGUCAGGCCAAAUCGAAGAGACGUUGAGAGCUCUGCACGCUCGGAACAUCAUUUGGGGUGAUGCAAAGAUGGCGAAUAUUCUCAUUGACGAGGUCACUGAUGAUGCUUGGGUCGUUGAUUUUGGAGGGGGAAAUACAGAAGGUUGGAUUGAUCCUGAGCUGCAUGGCUCGGUGGCAGGGGAUAUACAGGCGCUUGAGCGGAUCAAGAAGGAGUUGGCUGACGAUUAG
Messenger RNA from Glarea lozoyensis ATCC 20868, 1107 nucleotides. Its product is annotated as Protein kinase-like (PK-like). Gene Ontology annotation, biological process: protein phosphorylation. The transcript has a single exon. Gene Ontology annotation, molecular function: ATP binding; protein kinase activity. The record is from RefSeq and is a predicted model, not a curated record. NCBI's taxonomy places the organism in Eukaryota, Fungi, Ascomycota, Leotiomycetes, Helotiales, Helotiaceae. The coding region runs from base 1 to 1107 and encodes 368 amino acids.